Molecule: messenger RNA, 2628 nt
Organism: Mixia osmundae IAM 14324
Lineage: Eukaryota; Fungi; Basidiomycota; Mixiomycetes; Mixiales; Mixiaceae
Exons: 4
Coding region: 164-2422 (752 amino acids)
Biological process (GO): protein phosphorylation
Molecular function (GO): ATP binding; protein serine/threonine kinase activity
Source: RefSeq, a predicted model, not a curated record
UGCUUGGGCUCGGUCUGAGGAGGUUCAGUAGCUGCUCAGCCGCUGGACUUUGGCUGCAGUGAGCAGCAAGUCGUACGUACGUUGGGCGCGACGGGCGACGGGCGAGUCCAGCCAAGCAGUCAGACGGGCACGCCCUGAAGCAACGUCAAGUGCAUGGGAGCGUAUGACAUCUGACUUGGUCUCAUCCGCAUCCGCUACACCACCUCACCUCGUCCAUCCUGCCGUCACGACAAGCGAGCAAGCUCAUGCGGACACCGUUGCCGCGACCUUGUUGACUUCACUUCAGAUCGAUCAGAGACCGCCUCAGAGCCUCGCGCAGGCAGAUGUUCCCCAUGGCAGCCCUUGUAGACAACGAGAGGAGCAGCCUGUAGCCUCAUCGUCGACGCACAAGCAAUCUAUCGCUGCAUCGCCCAACCGACGGGUCACACGAGACCGCAUCCAGCCUGUCACAACAUCCAAGAGCUCAAAGACAUUCAUCAGAUCAAUCAGUCAUACCCAAUCAGCGGACGACAGACGCUCAAGCUCGCGCGAUUCGACCCAAUCUACUUCGCGUUGGCCAAUAGCGACCUCAAGCACCCUAUUCACCCAACCCUUGCUACAAACCUUCCCAUCCUCGCCCGCUUGGGACAGGGAACAUCGACGGAGGCGCACACUGAGAGUAUCUGUACCUGCCGCUCGCGAGCUCGCAUUCCCAGACGGUCACACGCCACUCCGGCCCUACUGUUUUGUCACAUACGCGCAGCAAGAAGGCGCGGGGCCAGACUGCAUAACGCACAGCACAUUCAAACGUUACUACGAGUGGCAGCACGACGAGAGCUUCGAUAUUGUGCACGAGACGAGAGCAAACAGGAUAGUCAGGAUACAAGUGAGAGAUAGAGGAGCAACAGACGAAUUGAUCGGGAUGGCCGAACUCGACGCUACUCAUCAUGUCGACCAAUGGGUCGGACUGCGGACUCGCGAUCCUCACCAUAAGCUCGGCGAAAUCUACGUUAAGAUGGAGUCUGACGAGUCAGAAUCCUCGCGUCGCCUCUGCGCGGACGAUUUCGAUAUCUUGAGGCGCAUCGGCGAGGGCUCCUUUGGGCAAGUCUAUCGGGUCAGGAAACGCGAUUCCGGGCGAAUGUAUGCAAUGAAAGUGCUCUCAAAAGACUCUAUCGCUGCUUCAAAAUCAAUCGAGCACGUCUUGGCCGAACGAAAAGUACUGCAGCGUACAAUCGAUUCGCCUUUCCUCGUCGGCCUCAAGUUCUCAUUCCAGUCAGAAUCUCAGCUCUUCUUCAUCAUGGACUACAAAGCGGGCGGCGAACUAUUUCGCUACCUCGCCCAAGAGGGUGGCAGGUUCACCGAGGAAAGAGUCAGAUUCUACGCUGGCGAGAUCCUGCUCGCGCUAGAAUAUCUCCACAACCGGAGCAUUUGCUACAGAGAUCUCAAGCCGGAAAACAUUCUGCUUGACGCCAGCGGACAUCUUUCGCUUUGUGACUUUGGUCUCAGUAAACCUGAUAUUGCUCCCGGUGAAUUGACAAGGACGUUCUGUGGAACGGCAGACUAUCUCGCGCCGGAGAUGCUCCUCGACGAGCGCGGAUAUUCUCGCUCAGUCGACUUCUAUGCGUUCGGCGUCUUUGUCCACGAGGCUCUGCUUGGCUAUACACCCUUCUAUGCCGAGUCAAGGAUGCAAAAGUAUGAGCUGAUCAUGGCCUGCGAGCUCAAACUGCCCGCAAGAGCCGGACUGAGCGCGGAAGCCACCGAUCUGCUCCAUUCACUCAUCACAAGAGAUCCAGCGGAUCGUCUGGGAUCGAUCACAGGCGCAGCCGAUAUCAAGAAGCAUGCGUUCUUCGAGACGACGAAUUGGUCCGAUCUUGCCGCUCUACGCGUCGUGCCGCCUUUCAGACCACCUCCAGACGAUUCGGAUCGCGAUUGUCCACGGAGACGGUCCCCGCCGAGACACCUGGCUGCAAAACACUCUCAGGUCUCUCUGUCGACUUCUGCAUCUGCUCUUACACCCUCUGAGCGUUCGGAAACGCAAGCAAGUUCGUUUGCAAUGCAGAGCAGGCGCUCUUCCUGCGGCGAGAGCUCUGCGCCUACUUCGACAGACAUCUCAGGCGACAAGACUGAAUACUUUUCAGAUUGUGCAGCUUGCGACAAUCCGGCGAACGUCUGGCGGAAUUUUACAUUUAGUCACGGACGAGAUUCGAGCGUAUCGACCCAUGGCUUACCUUCAUGGAUAGCUCGAUGUCGAUCGAAUUCUCGCACGGCUGCCGAAGCUCCUCCUUCGAUCGAAGACGACAAGCGGACUUCGCCCACCGCUUCGCCAGUCCGGAGGAGUGCGAGCUUGAGACGAUUCGGCAGCAAUAUGUCUUCGCCCAUCUCGAUGACGGCAAUCAAUCUAUCGCCUUCGCCACCGCGUACGACGCUACAGCUGUCCCGCUGAGCAUCCUCAUACUGUCCUUCAGUGUUGUCAUCUGUUGUGCUGCCACGCUCUAUUGUUCACCUGAUGCCAUAACGUGUAGUCUCAUAUGUCACUCGAACGCCAGUACCCAUGUUCUGAGCACAUCUCGUUCCGUCGUGAAGUCCAAAGAUGACAAUUCUCUCCAGACCUUGGGGUGGAUGCCAGGCUUCGCCAGCCUGUGGAACGAG